Messenger RNA from Hydra vulgaris (swiftwater hydra), 1408 nucleotides. RefSeq names its product pyroglutamylated RF-amide peptide receptor. Lineage: Eukaryota; Metazoa; Cnidaria; Hydrozoa; Anthoathecata; Hydridae. Gene Ontology annotation, biological process: G protein-coupled receptor signaling pathway; cellular response to hormone stimulus. Gene Ontology annotation, cellular component: plasma membrane. Gene Ontology annotation, molecular function: G protein-coupled receptor activity; peptide binding. The record is from RefSeq and is a predicted model, not a curated record.
CCGGAAUUAAUAAAAAGCAUUGCUGUAAGGAUGAAUUAAUUUUAGCUUUUUAAAUAUUGGAGUUUGUGUAUUUUUAUAUCAAACCUAGGCUAAAUGUAAUUUUGUUUACAUUAAGCGUUCAUCAUUGGUAUUUUUUUGUUCAGAGUUUUCUGUAUUUAAAAUGAAAUACUUAUAAACUGCUAAUUUAUAAUGCAAAACGUAUCGUUUGAAUCUUUUGAAUUAUCGAAUUUCACGAAUACAAGUUGGGUCAAUAAAUAUCGUGAUGUCUUUUCGUAUGAAGAAAAGUUGGUUGCUUGCAUAGGCUACACAACUGUUACUGUAAUAGGUAUAAUAUCAAACAGCUUGGUUUCUUACCUUAUUAUUUCUAAUUCUAAACUUAGAAAUAUUGUCAACUUGCUUAUUUUGAACCUUGCAAUUUCAGACAUAAUUGCGUGCUUAAGCAUCUUCCCAUUUAUCUACAUUGACUUAGCUGAAACAAGAAUACGAGGUGCUACAGCAAAUCUUCUAUGCGGUUUUACGGCUGGUUUGUCUGGUUUCUUUGCUGCAGCUAUCGAAUCAUUCAUAACUUUAAGUGUGUUUUCUAUCACAAGAUAUUUAAUUAUAAACCACCCAUUAAAACUAUCAUGGAGACUUGAGUUAAAAAAUAUGAAAUGGGUGUUUGGAUUAACUUGGACAUUAAGUUUUGUAAUUGUUAUACCUAACCUUAUAUCAUACAAAUACGAUGAAAAUUUCAAGAUAUGUAUAAGAAAUUGGGCACGUGGUGUUGAUCCACUAGUUUACUUUACUUUUAUAAUUGUUAUAGGAUUGUUUUUGCCUUUGACUUCUCUUUUGUUUACAUACUUCACCAGUUUGUAUACUCUGUAUAUUAAAGGUCAAUUGCGUGAAAAUACAUUAAAUAAAAACUCAGCUGUAUCAGAAAGAAAUUUUGGAACAAAAAAAAAAGCCCUUAAGUGGUUAGGCUUUCUCGUGCUUGUGUAUUUAAUUUGUUGGUUACCUUUUGCUACAUACUUAUUUUUUUCCGUCGUCAUGGGUAAAUACUCAAAGAAUUACGACGAUGUAAGAAAAGGCGUACGCCUGUUUAGGCUAACAAUAUUUUUUGCUGCUUUUAAUACUGUGCUUAAUCCUCUAAUAUAUGCAUAUAAAAGCAAACAGCUGAGAUCUGCUUUUAAAUUAUUAUUUAAAUUGCGUGUUCGUGCUGAACUAACUUCAACAUUAAAAAGUACUUUCUACGACCAGCUUGAAAUUAUAGAACAAAACGCUCUAAUUUAACACGAAAUAUCUUCAAAACUUUUUUUAGAAGUUUGUCAUAAUAUCUUGAUAGUUUACGAACUUCUUUUUAUUAUAUAAAAGUUGUACUGAAUUGAAACUGCUCAAAAGUUUUAUAUAUAAAAAUAAUAUUCCUAUUUCU